Haliotis rufescens (red abalone) is the source of this 884-nucleotide messenger RNA. RefSeq names its product C-type lectin domain family 10 member A-like. The transcript has 7 exons. Bases 60 to 839 code for a protein of 259 amino acids. Gene Ontology annotation, molecular function: signaling receptor activity. The record is from RefSeq and is a predicted model, not a curated record. NCBI's taxonomy places the organism in Eukaryota, Metazoa, Mollusca, Gastropoda, Lepetellida, Haliotidae.
AGCCCUAGUUUUUAUGCUGACACACUUGUGGGUGACAAAUUCGUGACAACAGCCUCACGAUGAAACCACUGGUAGCGUUAUGUGUGAUUCUGCUGGGGGUAACUUCAAACACAGAAGCAAAAGAUCUAGUGUGCCAUAACUGCUUUGACGUCGCAUCUCCUGAAGACUGCCAACAAUUUGUAACCUGCGGAAAAGAUGAGAUGUGUUACACCAGGGAAUUCACCGACCAUAACGGGAAGCGAGCAUAUCACCUGGGCUGUGAGAGUCCAAGGAUCUGCAGUAUUUUGAAAAACGCACAAACGCUGCUCGGCAAAAGGUUGGCCAGAAGUAUGGAGUCUGAAGUCCCCUCCGUGGCAGCUUCUACCCGUGAUGCACACAGAUGUUACCACUGCUGUGGCCAGGACUUGUGCAACGUGAACGUCUGUGAUGCAAGGUGUCCGCAUGGCUUUGUGAAUUCUCCCACCAGAUGUUACCAUUUCUCUCGACACAACGUGACGUGGCACGAGGCAAGGCAGGAGUGUCAGAAGAAGGCGGCAGAUCUUGUGUCUAUAAACACUGCGGAGGAAUAUCAGUUCCUGCGAAAUAACACUCCGGCAAAAGCACCAUCCCUGUACUGGACCGGAGGAUUCUACCAGCCAAGAACCAACGUGUGGCAGUGGGUGGACGGGACUGUAGCCAACUACUUUGAGUGGUAUCCAGGGUACCCCAAGCAUGCCCCCAACGCAACAGACUACCGUUUGACAAUUUACACUGUCAAGCCAGAGAAGUUCACCUUGUUUGAAUCUGUCGAAACAAGCUACAAAUCGUUUAUAUGUGAAAAGGACCAUUCUCUAGUCUGAUUUGUCAAUAUAUAUAACAUUUCAGCAAAAAACGUUGUUUUUUUG